AUUACAUGUGCUAUCAUGUGCCGUGCGUGCAAGCAAUUUUAAAUCCUGCCAGUUCACUUGCUGAAGAUAUCUAAAUGUUAUAAUGCUGUGAGUUUAGUUUAAUCCUCAUCGUUCAAAUGACGGAACUCAGAAAUUUGUGUGUUAAAAUUUUGAAGGAGUUCUUUGGCGAUGUACCCAGUCAGAUCGGUUCUGAAUUAUCAUGGGGACCGAAGACGCUUCCUCUUAUCAAGUCUGCUCUUAAACUACCUCUUGCAAAAGUCAAAGAAGGACUGGUUGUCUUAAUUAGCAAUGGAGUCGCUAAAUUUGAAGCCAUCAAAGAAGGUCUAGCUGUUCAGUACAUCUUGCUGCCAGAAAGAGUCUUAACACUUUCUCGAAUCCCUCGAUAUUUAGCUACUAUAGAAAACAAGUUAGGAUAUGAAAGCAAGUUAUUAAUCGAAGAAGUUGUUAGACAUGGAAGUAUAUCUAUUUCUCAAAUGAUUAUCAAGGUAGCUGCUCGCUGCCAAGCUGAAAAUCCCGAGGAAGAAGUGAAAGUUUCAAAACUGUAUGAUGAUGCAGUCAAAUUAGUUUUCAAAGAGUAUCUAAUACGGAUGCCUGCUGUGGAAGAUUGCUCUGGCAAUGUUCCUAUUUUUGCAAAUACCGAAGAAAAUUUUAAAUUACCAGAAUUGAAUGCAAAAAAUAUCCGAGCUGUAGUCAAAGGAGAGUCCUCUGCAAAACUACCCGAUCAUAAUGUUGUUUGGAGGUUGAACCAUCGGAGGUUUGACCAAGAUCUUAGGGAUGAAGUUAUGAUUUCUGCAAUAACCAAGCGCUUUGAUGCAUACGCUGGCAAAUUGAUGGAAAUUUUGCUGAAGCUAAUGUACGAGCGAACAAGCCCAUGGCAGUCUGUCUCAAAUCCAAUCCCAAUAACUCUAAUCAAGGACACCUUAGUCAAAGCAAGAGUGAAAAAUUAUCUCUAUGCAAAUAUUCAGCAAUACUUAAAAGUCAUGGAGAAUGAUUCUAGUCGUUUUUUGUCUACCUCCAUUGAAGGCCCAAACAAUAUAACAGUUAAUGUCAAACACGCAGUAGAAAGCAUAACUCACACCCUCUUAGAUCACAUUGUAGCACAUCGUUUUGGAGAUAAACCUCGAAGGAUUUUUAGAAUAAUUCGCAGCAAGAAGUAUUGUGAACAAGAACAGAUCCAAAAAAUAGCCAUGGUUCCUGACAAAGAAGCAAAAAAGUAUACGUACAAACUCCUUGAAGAAAAUUUUAUUCAAUUGACUCAGUUGAGUAGGCCAGCAGCAACCUCUGGCCCUGGAAUAAACAAAGUCUUCUACUUGUUCCAUGUCAAUCUUGAUGCGGUUGUUCAAAUGGUUAUUCACCAGUGCUAUCAAGCUUUAGGUAAUGCAAUGUCAAGGAGAGACCAUGAAAGAUCUGAAAACGCAAGACUUAUUGAAAAGAAAAACCGCAUCGAUAGUUUUGCAAAAUCUCUCAAAGAACAAGGACAAAGUGAAAAUGAAAUCAAAGAAAUGUUGGAAGACUUGAUGACACCACCAGAGAAAACUUUACUAGAAAAUGUCAAUUCGGUAUUUGAAAAACUGUCGCUGGCAGAGGAACAACUAGAUGAUACAUUGUUUAUCCUUCAACUUUUUCAACACUUUCAAAGAGAUGCCAUAAAAAAUGAGAGCUAGCAAAAGCUGCUCGCUAUCUUCUUGUUGUGACAGAACUCCUGCUGGAUUUCCAUUAGGUUGAUUGAUGGUGCCUAAAAGCAAAAUUAUCGUCCAAGAUUGGGUGGAAGUACUUCCUCCGGCUUAUAGGUUUUGAAACGGGUUUUUCUGUUGGUUUCAAAAACUGUUUACCGUAAGAUAUACUAUGAAUCCCCUCUUAUUAUUUAUCAAAAAUUUUCUUUUUUAUUUUGUUGGUUUUUCCAAAUGUUAAAACCUGAUCUAUUUUUAAGCAGCUAAAAAUUAUCAAUAGUUUUUCAUUCUGCUGUUGUGGUAAGAAAACAUGAAUCCGACAGCUAGAAAUAAAAUGACAUUACUUAUUUUCUAAAAAAAAUACAUCAGAACUCAGUUGUCUUAAAA
Molecule: messenger RNA, 2057 nt
Organism: Bemisia tabaci
Lineage: Eukaryota; Metazoa; Arthropoda; Insecta; Hemiptera; Aleyrodidae
Gene: Polr3C
Product: RNA polymerase III subunit C
Biological process (GO): DNA-templated transcription
Cellular component (GO): RNA polymerase III complex
Molecular function (GO): single-stranded DNA binding
Source: RefSeq, a predicted model, not a curated record